AUGGCUACCAACGGAUCUACUGUGCCCUCAUACCUCUUGACCGGCAAGGUCGCUCUGGUCACUGGCUCAGGACGAGGCAUGGGCCGUGAAACCGCACUCGAACUCGCACGCCGCGGGGCCGACGUGGUGGUCAACUACGCCAACAGCUCCAAGGCGGCCGACGAGCUCGUGGCCGAGAUCAAGGCGCUGGGCCGGGACUCGAUCGCCGUCAAGGCCAACGUGUCGGACGUGUCGCAGAUUGUGGACAUGUUCGCCGAGGCCAAGAAGCACUUUGGCAAGCUCGACAUUGUCGUGUCCAACUCGGGCGUCGUGUCGUUCGGCCACCUCAAGGACGUGACCGAGGAGGAGUUCGACCGCGUCUUCAACAUCAACACCCGCGGCCAGUUCUUCGUGGCCCGCGAGGCCUACAAGAACCUCGAGCCCAACGGCCGCAUCAUCCUCAUGGGCAGCAUCACGGGCCAGGCCAAGGGCGUGCCCAAGCACACCGUCUACUCGGGCUCCAAGGGCGCCAUCGAGACCUUCGUGCGCUGCAUGGCCAUCGACUGCGGCGACAAGAAGAUCACCGUCAACGCCGUCGCCCCCGGCGGCAUCAAGACCGACAUGUACCACGCCGUGUGCAAGGAGUACAUCCCCAACGGCGAGAACCUGACCGACGAGCAGGUCGACGAGUACGCCGCCACCUGGUCGCCCAUGAACCGCGUCGGCAUGCCCAUCGACGUCGCCAGAGUCACUGCCUUCCUGGCCUCGCAGGACGGCGAGUGGGUGAAUGGAAAGGUCAUUGGUAUUGACGGUGCCGCUUGUGUAAGUUCUCUCUUUUUGAUCUGCCUUCCCACCCCUCUCGAGGUUUCGUCAUGA
Molecule: messenger RNA, 855 nt
Organism: Exophiala spinifera
Lineage: Eukaryota; Fungi; Ascomycota; Eurotiomycetes; Chaetothyriales; Herpotrichiellaceae
Product: trihydroxynaphthalene reductase
Exons: 2
Coding region: 1-855 (284 amino acids)
Molecular function (GO): oxidoreductase activity
Source: RefSeq, a predicted model, not a curated record